GCGCCCCGCAGACCUGAGCAGUCGCUCGUACUGAGCGCGGGGAGGGCGCCAGCCUGGGGCCUAGGCCUGAGCCGCCAUGGCGCUGCCCCCAGGCCCAGCCGCCCUCCCGCACACACUGCUGCUCCUGCCAGCCCUUCUGAGCUCAGGUUGGGGGGAAUUGGCACCAGAAAUUGAUGGUCAGACCUGGGCCGAGCUGGCACUUCGGGAGAACGAGCGGCACGCCUUCACCUGCCGGGUGGCAGGGGGGCCUGGAACCCCCCGAUUGGCCUGGUACCUGGAUGGACAGCUGCAGGAGGCCAGCACCUCGAGACUGCUGAGCGUGGGCGGGGAGGCCUUCUCUGGAGGCACCAGCACCUUCACUGUUACUGCCCAGAGGGCCCAGCAUGAGCUUAACUGCUCCUUGCAGGACCCCGGCAGUGGCCGGUCAGCUAAUGCCUCCGUCAUCCUCAAUGUGCAAUUUAAACCAGAGAUUGCCCAGGUCGGGGCCAAGUACCGGGAAGCUCAGGGGCCAGGCCUCCUGGUUGUCCUUUUUGCCCUGGUGCGUGCCAACCCACCUGCCAAUGUGACCUGGAUCGACCAGGAUGGGCCGGUGACUGUCAACGCCUCUGACUUCCUGGUGCUGGAUGCCCAGAACUACCCUUGGCUCAGCAACCACACCGUGCAGCUGCAGCUCAGCAGCCUGGCACACAACCUCUCCGUGGUGGCCACCAACGACGUGGGUGUCACCAGCGCCUCGCUUCCGGCCCCGGGGCUUCUGGCCACCCGAGUGGAAGUGCCGCUGCUGGGCAUCGUUGUGGCUGGAGGGCUUGCCCUGGGCACCCUGGUGGGGUUCAGCACCUUGGUGGCCUGCCUGGUCUGCAGGAAAGAGAAGAAGACCAAAGGCCCCUCCCGGCGCCCAUCCCUGAUCUCUAGUGACUCCAACAACCUGAAACUCAACAACGUGCGCCUGCCACGGGAGAACAUGUCCCUCCCGUCCAACCUGCAGCUCAACGACCUCACUCCGGAUUCCAGAGCAGGGAAGCCAGCAGACCGGCAGAUGGCUCCGAAUAACAGCCGGCCAGAGCUGCUGGACCCAGAGCCCGGUGGCCUCCUCACCAGCCGAGGUUUCAUCCAGCUCCCCAUGCUGGGCUAUAUCUAUCGAGUGUCCAGUGUGAGCAGUGAUGAGAUCUGGCUCUGAGCAGGGCAAGAUUGGGGGUGCCUUCUUGGCUCCUGGGCCCCUCCUCCUCCUCCAAGGCCACCGCUGCCUGGCCCCAUUGCCACUGGGAAGAGGUCAUGCCCCUGCUACUUCUGCUUGCCCUCCUGGCUGGGGUGCCCUCUGUGUCAUCCUCAUGCUCUGACCCUCAGGGGCACGGGUAUCUUGGCAGAGCCACCGGCUGCACCUCAGCCCCUUGUUCUAACUCAGGUAGGGGGGGCCCUUCAGUGACACCCGUGCCCCGGCGGAUGGAGCUCUUUGUGCAGGUGUGUUUGCAGGUUAUCUGGCAUCUAAGUGUGGCAUGGCUCGGCCGGUCUGGGCCUGCCCUGUGCCACACACCAGUACUCUUAGCACUUUGUACAGAGGCACGGGGGUGUGCCCAGUGCGGGGGGCACAGGGAGGGCCCUGCAUGUCUUCAGUUUCCUCCCCAUGCUGUGCAGCUUUGUUCCCUCAGGGAAAAUUUAGGACCCUGGUAGCCGUAUCGAACCAAACUGCCCUUUACACGGGAACCAACCUCUGGCCCAGGGGCAGUGGCCAAGCACAAGCUAAUCCCUUUUGCUGCAUACCUCUCUGCCCUUCUCUGUCUCCGCCUCCUCUUGGGCAUCAUAUGUUAUACAUUGGACCUUCUCCAUUUCCCCACUGGGCACUAUACUUCCCCAUUGACCUCACCCUGGCAGUGCCAGGGCCUGCUGUUAGCACAAGUCAGGAGGAAAAGAGGGAGGCGGGAAGUCCAGUGGUACCCUGGGCAGCAUGUAGUAGCUAAGCAUCAUUUUCUUACAGUGUUGGCACUUUAAGCACAUCCCACGGGGAGGAGGGGGUGAGUGAGGGCCCCAGGGCCCUGUCUGUGGCUUCCCCAAGUCUGGCCUUCCUCUGAUUCACUGUGAGUGCCCUGAGCCCUCGGGGUUGAUGGUUCCCCUCUCAACAUGUCUCCCCCGCCAUGGGACCCCCUGAGCAGCCCCUGACUGCCUCAUCAGCAGGAAGCCGCUCUUCCUGUCCACCCUCGGUUCUUCAGGGGAUGGUCGUAGUGGCACAUUAUUGGACAGAGCUAGAAGCUUUUGGGGGGACAUGGAAAAAGGGGGGACCACAUACUCCAAAACAACCUAAGAACUCUUUGGAAAGCAACAUGGAAAUGAUAGCAAAUUAUUAUAGUGCAGAGUCUAUUUUUCCCUUGUUGAUAUCUUGUUUUAUAAUUUUUCUCCUGUUACUGCCUAGGACAGUGCUGAGCACACAGUAGAUUUAAUAAACUUGACUAAGUGA
This is a messenger RNA of Neomonachus schauinslandi (Hawaiian monk seal), 2449 nucleotides long. RefSeq names its product transmembrane protein 25 (gene TMEM25). Lineage: Eukaryota; Metazoa; Chordata; Mammalia; Carnivora; Phocidae. The record is from RefSeq and is a predicted model, not a curated record. The transcript has 9 exons. Gene Ontology annotation, biological process: negative regulation of excitatory postsynaptic potential. Bases 77 to 1177 code for a protein of 366 amino acids.